AUGACUUACGAACUUACAGCCACCGGCAAUCUUGGACCAGCUAUCUUGACCGCACUUCGCUCUUCCAAGCGAUUCGAUGUCACUGUUUUGAAGAGAACUGGGUCGUCGCACCAGUUCCCUGCCGACGUUACAGUCAAGUACGUCGACUAUGACAACCCUGCUUUGUUGGCUGAAGCUGUUCGUGGACAAGAUGCUGUUCUUUCGACGCUCUCUGUCUUCGGCUCAGACGCGCAGGAGGCAUUGGUCGAUCCGUCUGUUGCCUCCGGCGUCAAGCGAUUCUUGCCGUUGGAGUUCGGUAGCAGCACUGAAAACCCCAAGGUCCAGACGAUCCCGAUCUUUAGCGCUAAGCUACAGCUUCAGGAAUAUCUGAGAGCGAAGGCCCAAUCCAGCCCGGCAUUCACAUGCAGUCUUCUCUUCUGUGGUCCCUUCUUGGACUGGGGCUUGUCGACGGGCAUGCUGGUUGACAUCAAGAACAAAAAAGGCCGUGUUGCGAGACGGCGGCAAUGUGCUAUUCAGUGCUUCUCGACUAUCUACGGUUGGCCAGGCCGUGGUUGGGGUUUUGUCUCAUCCUGUUGA
This is a messenger RNA of Colletotrichum aenigma, 576 nucleotides long. RefSeq lists its product as uncharacterized. The record is from RefSeq and is a predicted model, not a curated record. Lineage: Eukaryota; Fungi; Ascomycota; Sordariomycetes; Glomerellales; Glomerellaceae. Bases 1 to 576 code for a protein of 191 amino acids. The transcript is spliced from 2 exons.